AUGAUUGCAUUCCUGAAGAAUGAUGUGUGUCAGGGGAGGUGUGGGUGGCAUGGUGGCCUGGCCUCUGAGUGUGAACAUGCCACAGGAGAAAAGAUUGGAUCAGACGGCACAGGCAACGGCAGCGACGAAGAAGGGUCUAAAGCAAGUGCUGCAGGUUCAGAAAGUGACUCGGACAACGCUGGCUCAGCAGACGAUGGUAUAGAUGAAGAGGAGGCCAAAGACCUGACUGCUGAGGACAACCUAACGGAAGACGAAGAGAAGGCCAAACAGCAGCCUUCCUCAGACAGCUCCACCAAAGACACCCCCGCCGCCACCCCGCCCAAAAACCGACGCAAGAGCAAGAAGACAUCAGAGCCUGAACCUGCUCCUGCGGCUGGUGGCGCGGAAUCUACCUCAACGUCAGGGCCCGGUGGCACCAACUCAGAAGAGUCUCAGGCCGAGCCCAAGAAAUGGAACUUCCGCAGGAACCGGCCCUUGCUGGACUUCACCACCAUGGAGGAACUGAAUGAGAUGGACGACUAUGACAGCGAGGACGACAACGACUGGAGGCCCACAGCAGGGAAGAAGAAAGGCAAAGCAGCUGCUCAGAAAGGUGGGACAGAGGAAGAGGACGGCGGCAGUGGCAGUGACGACGACGAAAAUGAUAACGACGAUGAUGAGGAUGAGGAUGAUGAUGAUGACGAGGAUGACAAGGAAGAUGGCGAUGACAACAACAACAACAGUAGCAGCGAUAGUGACAAAGAGAUGAAGAAGCCCAAGAAGAAGACUAAGAGCAGCAGUGCUUUUGAUGAAGAGCUGACUAAUGACAGCAUGUCCCAGGGAAAGGGCAACGAGGAUGCCUUGCUGGACCGGUCCCAGACCUGGAGCACUCAGCACAUCCUCAUCUGCUGCGUCUGUUUGGGUGACAACAGCGAGGAUGCAGAUGAGAUAAUCCAGUGUGACAACUGCGGGGUGACCGUGCACGAAGGUAAGCGUGUGUAGAUAGAACAGAUUCAU
Messenger RNA from Morone saxatilis (striped sea-bass), 996 nucleotides. RefSeq names its product PHD finger protein 14-like. The transcript is spliced from 3 exons. The record is from RefSeq and is a predicted model, not a curated record. The coding region runs from base 1 to 981 and encodes 326 amino acids. NCBI's taxonomy places the organism in Eukaryota, Metazoa, Chordata, Actinopteri, Moronidae.